AUGCCCCCGACGCCCUCCCAGCCCGAGAGAACACCCCACACAGACCGCGGAAGCGGGCUCAUGGACACGGCCAGCGACGACAACAACGCAGAAGAAGGCGACUCGGGCCAGUCCCUGGUCAUCCAGGGGAAGUCGGGCAUCUCCUACGACCUGGCCGGGCUGGAUCCCGACUCAGAGGCGAGAGCGCUUGUCGGACUGACGAGCGAGUUCGAGGUGAUCAGCUGCACGACCACAGAGACUGGCUACGACUUUCAGCUUCUCGAGCGUCCCCGAGUCCACCUGAACCACAAUGCCUACACAUGCACCUGCUCGACGUUUGCGAGCCGCCCCGACGUGGCCUGCCAGCACAUUUUCUGGCUCCUCGACCAGCUGCACGGCUGUCUCGUCCCGCAACGCCCUCCCUCGGAAGUCCCCCUAGCCAGCGAUGGCCGGUCGCUCGGCUUCGUGCGCAUCGAAGGCCUCCUCAAAGGCAACCUGGAGAUGGUGGCAGACCAGCUGAACUGGCAGUAUACGCGCUCCGAGGCGGAGGGGGGCAUGAGCCGCCCGCAGAACGUCCGCGACAUCAUGUCCGCCUACCGCCCUGCGGUCCUUCCAGACGAGUUCCGGCUCGACCUCCUGGACGACGCGGGCCAGACACGCACCCCGGAGCAGUGCGUGGUGCAGGGCGACUUCGAAGCCACCAUGUUCCGGCUGGCCGUGCACGAUGACGCCGUCUACUCGAGCCUGUGUAAAGCCAUGCCGCCGGGGGCCCGCGCAGCGAUCUAUUUCGACAAGAUGCAGGAGCGGACGCGGCGGUUGUUGGCGGAUUUCAAUCGGUACAGUCAGACGGGACAGGCCGCGGGGGCACCGACGAUGAACGUGCGGGAGGUCGUCGACGAGCUGGGGCGAAACGUCCACCGGAUCAGAGAAAAUACUGUCGCGCGGGCACCGCACGGCAUGGAGGGCGCGGCGAAGACGCUUGUGACCUUGCUGGAGGACAUUUGCAAUCGCAACAACGACGCGCUGGAUAGUGUCAAGCUGCAGGUGACCGUCUUACUGCGUGAUUUACCACGAAUCUAG
This is a messenger RNA of Aspergillus terreus NIH2624, 1059 nucleotides long. RefSeq lists its product as uncharacterized. The transcript has 2 exons. The record is from RefSeq and is a predicted model, not a curated record. The coding region runs from base 1 to 1059 and encodes 352 amino acids. Gene Ontology annotation, molecular function: zinc ion binding. Lineage: Eukaryota; Fungi; Ascomycota; Eurotiomycetes; Eurotiales; Aspergillaceae.